AUGCUUCUUCCCGGUGUACCCUUCUCGCGAUAUUCUCCGGCGAACCACCAUCACCAGCAACCACCACUCAUCACCAACACCCUCAAAAAACCCAUCGCUCUACCAAUGCCCACCAUAACAUUUCACGGAGUAGGCACCAGCAUCUUCAUGGCGACGGCAGCGGCGGUAGUUAUAUUAUCGAGCACGACGUCGGCAAUCGCAAUUGAACCAAGAAACCCACCGCCGGAUGCCGCAGAAACCCUUUCUAACAUUCCGCAGAUGUUGUCCGGAGAUUGUGUUCAGGGAAAAGAUGGCGAUUGCAAAAAGGCUAGAAUUCAAAAACCCAAAUCGAGGCAAGCGGAAUCGUGCACGAUUAAGUGUGUGACGACUUGCAUACGCGGCGGAGAUGGGUCGCCCGGCGAAGGACCGUUUAAUGUUCGGAGGCCUCUGGUUGUUUUCAAACAAGGGUUUCGAAGUCGCCAUUAUUGUUUGGUGGAGUGCUCCGAUAUCUUCAUAACCUUAUCUGAAUUUAUGAUAUCCACAAAGGUUCUGAAAAAUCGAAGAGAUUAUGAUGCUGAUAUUGAAAAUCGAAGCUCCUUCAAGAUGUCUUCUCAAAAUAUUGUAUGCUGAUUAUUAAGUUAUCAUUUUUAGUUCCUUUCGAUUCGUUGUUAAUUCAUAAAAGUGGCAAAAUAAAGUGUUAAUUCAUGUCUAGUCUAUAGAGGGAAAUAGUAGGGUGGAUGGUGUUAGCUACUGUCAAAGGACUGUUAAUUCAUAUCGAAAAUAUAAUACAAGUAUCUAUUUGGUUGGAAUUAAAUUUAAAUUUUCAAAAAAA
Molecule: messenger RNA, 811 nt
Organism: Lactuca saligna
Lineage: Eukaryota; Viridiplantae; Streptophyta; Magnoliopsida; Asterales; Asteraceae
Source: the annotation of a GenBank genome assembly